This is a messenger RNA of Prunus armeniaca (apricot), 489 nucleotides long. Lineage: Eukaryota; Viridiplantae; Streptophyta; Magnoliopsida; Rosales; Rosaceae. The record is from the annotation of a GenBank genome assembly.
AUGGAGUUUGAAUUUAGGACGUCUAGAGAUCCCCCCCAUAUACAGUAUGCGAUGCUAAUGGAAACAUUGAGUGCAUACUUGGUCCUGCUAUCCUUGGUUGAAUUUAAGGAUAAGGGUGAGUUUUGCACUUUGGAAAUUCACCAUGGGGGUGUUGUACAAGAUGGGGAGUAUAAGGGGAGGACAUUGUGUUAUUUGGACAACUGUGUGGAUGAGUAUCUAUCACUCUUGGAUUUAAGGAAAAUAGGUAUAGCGUUAGGAUAUGAAGUGGACCUAACUAAGAAGGAGAUAGGUUUGCAAAUACAUUGUAAGAUGUAUGACAGUAAUGGUGAAACUAAUGUAAAGCUCAUUGACAAUGACAGUGUUAUAUGUGACAUGGUUGGCUGCAUAACAAGUAAUAGAGUGUUAGUGUUAUACUAUACUCACAAAACAAAAAAAAAGCGAAACGACAUGGACUCAACUCAAACAUCUGUGGAAUGGCCUAGUUUGUAG